Pieris brassicae (large cabbage white) is the source of this 5105-nucleotide messenger RNA. RefSeq lists its product as uncharacterized. The record is from RefSeq and is a predicted model, not a curated record. The transcript is spliced from 7 exons. The coding region runs from base 181 to 1536 and encodes 451 amino acids. Lineage: Eukaryota; Metazoa; Arthropoda; Insecta; Lepidoptera; Pieridae.
ACCGAUAGCAAAAUAACGCGAAGUGCGAACGAGCUACUGCUGUCGAAAAAACGAGACUUAAUUAAUUCAAAUUAAGUUCAGCUGUAUUUAUUUAUAAACAUAUUUGUAAAAUGAAGUAGAGCUUAACAUUGUUUAAAACACGGUCGCUAGUAAAGUGUAUAUUAUUCGUUCAUCGCUUCAAUGGCUUCUACUCCUAAACAAGUGAACGGCAAUGCAUCGCCGAGCAACGGUCCUCUGGGAAAGCGAAAAAAAUCCAAAGGAAGUAAAAGUUCCUAUUUAUCGAAAUGGCUGGAUAAAACAAUGCAUCAUAUUCAGGAACCCGCUCCAGAUGGAUAUGAUAAUCAACGAACGAAUUUAAAUUGGUCUAUGUGUCAAUCACCAAUUGUUCCAGGAUGCGAUUCCCAUCGCUUAAUGUACGGGUCGAAUGAACCGAUGUCCUUACCAACCUUGCCCAUGCACUACAACCCUAUGAUGCACCAUUAUCCGGAAUACAGGCCACAGCAUUUUGAAAACAAGAGUAUUCAGGUGCAGCGACCUAGAAUACGCCGGCGGAGUAAAAAUAGAGCAGAAGAACUUUCUAGUAUACCAGCAGAUGUAGCUAAUCAAAAUUACAUGCAACCAAAGAAUUUUUCUGAUAGCCAAGACUUUGCAAGCUUGCCACCAAUUGUUACAUCUACUGGGGACACAAAUUCGAAUAGUGAUUUGCUUAAUGAUAAAGAUGAUGGUAGUAAUAAUAGACGGUACAGUGAUCCUUGUAUGCGAGGUAUACAAGGUGCAGACGAACAAGCCAAUGGAGGGUCAGACUCUGAAUCUAGUUCUGGUGUGUCUGGAAGUCAAGUUGGAAGCAGACUAUUGUCAUACUUGCUUGACCAGAUAACAUCAUUGAAAAUGGUUAAUGAAAGACUGAAUAAGGAAUUACAAGAAACAAGAGCUGAAUUGGAUAAUUAUCAACCUCAAAGCUUUUAUUCAAAAGGUGCAACAAAUAUGGGUGGGCAGUAUUCACCGGGAUAUCUCACAGAGCUGGUGCGAGAAAUAAGAGAUGCGACACGCAUCAGAGAAGAGGCUAUGUACGCGCGCCUGCGCACCUUGGUGCUAGAGAGAAAUGAUAGCGGAUCAGGGUCAGCUACAUCAGAAUCAAAAGUUGCUGAAAGGAAUAUUGAGGAAAUCAAGGCCUCUCUGCGAGCGUCGGAAGCGGACAAACGAUGCAUGAUGGAUCGUAUAAACAAAUUGGAAGAUGAAUUAAGAAUCCUAAGGGUGUCUAAUAGUUUGGAGGAUAAUAGAAUGUCAAAUGGUACUAGCGAAGACGAAAGUGAACGGAUGCGGCUGCGCAGGGAAGUUGCAGAACUGCGCAAAUCGAAACAAAACGCCGAUGACAACGUUCUCAAACUAGAACGUCUUGUCACACAGUUGCGGUCCAAAUUCAACGGCAUUAUGUCGAAUGGACCGGACUCUAUCCCCAGCGAUCACGAUGAGAUGCGCAAUCGCCGUCUGAGCGCUAACUCAACUUUCAUGUGCGGGCCUGUUACGGACUUGUAGCGAACGGAAAUUGGGCACGUUGCCGUUAAUAUUGUCGCGGAUUUUGUUCAAUCCGCCUAUUAUAGACUGUUGGCCAAGAAGUAACAAUGUAUUGAAUGGUUCGAACAGUAUGCCAAGAAGUGAUUUGAUCCACGGAUUAUAGAAUGUUUAGGUGUUGAAGGAUCAUCGUGGCCUAGAAGUUCUAGGAUAGACUGUUUUAAGCCAAGAAAUUAGAUGUAAGAUUUGAUUAUACUUGAAUUGCCUAGGAUCAUGGAACACCUGUUUGAUAGAUUUUUUUGGAUUCAAUCAAAAGAUACAUUGACAUGUACUUUGUCGAAUUGUGAGCGCUGUUCGUUUUAGGAUUAAAAGUGUUAUUUAAGAAUUUGUAAUAUUUUGUUUUUAUCACUUUUGGGAACGUGAUGAACAUUUACGCUUUUGUUUGGAUACGUGAAGUAAAAAAUCCGGCUUGCGUUAGGCCCAAAAUGUCAGUGGGUCAGACACAGGAGGCUGCUUAUGUACAGAUACAUAAAUCUGAAGCCCAGACUUGAAAGCUAGUAGCGCCACUGAUUUGUUUAUUUAUUUUUAUCGUGCGUUAGUGAAGGAUUUGGGUGCUAUUUUCUGUACGCAACCUAAUUUAUAGUUGUUGCGUAAAUUUUAGCACCUCGUUCAUGUAAUUUGUCAGCCUACAAUGCUAUUUGUCAAGACAUUAUGCGUAUAGCUUAAGAGCUAGGUAAAAAACUCUUAAAGACUUAUAUAAAAAGUUUCUGUUAAAAUCUUAUCUAAAUCGUUAAAUUUUCUUGGGUGUGUGUUUGCAGCGCGUUUAAUACUUAAAAAUCUUGCUAUUUGCAACUUCGUAGUUCAAUAAUUGUUUUUUUUUUUGUCUAAUUUUCUUUAAUGUUAUUUAAUUUUUUUAAUUAUCACUCUGUAAUCUUAAAUCUGUCCGUUCGCGUUCUUUAGCAUGGUCAGUCUAAACCAGAUUCCAUUUCACUAAUUGGUGACCAUGCGUUUUAAUUAUUGUUUCUAAAGUUCAAUAAUUACCAUUUAGGCUUGUCAGUGGUCAACUCUAGAGCUAUCGUUUAUAUCAACGCCGCACGGUAUGUUGAUAUUUGCAAUUUUCAAGCAAUUGCCUUUGACACCUUGUCCGAUGUUUGCAAUGCCGCGAUGACCUUUGUCAAUGUUUUCUUAAGGUCCAUGUUUCAUUGACCAUAGAACCUUAAGAUCGUGUUGGAUCAGUGCUUACUAUGGUGGCAAUUGUUUUUGGCACAAAGAUUUUCUCAGGCAUCAUAGGUGUGUGUGAACGGUCUCUCGCUGAAAGAGCUUCUCUCAUAUUGGAGAAAAAUUUACUAAAAUGUAGAAUGUUAAAGUAUACUACAUACUCCCUCAAUUAUCAGAGAAAUAUGAAUAAUAAUCUAAUUAGUCCAACACUAUUAAUUGAAUAAUAUAAAUGUAUUUCUAAAAGCUCGACAAGGAAAUGAGCGACUCACUAAAAUCAACUUAAUUGAUAAGUUUUCUGUUCGCGUUCCCAUAGUGAUAAUUGAUUGAUUGCUUUACGCUUACGUCAUACUAGUUAGUACGUAUACAAAUACGGCCUGUCAUGUGAUAGUUAUACAAUAUAUGAGAAACCUCUGAUCUUCGAGUACUUGAAUUAUUUUUGUAUGUAGAAAAUUUAAGACGUUUUUCGUGUAAAGGAACUCAGUUGGACCGUGACACUACAAAUCGAUUAAUAUUAUUAUCGUUUGGCUUUACUUUACAAAUUUUGGUGAGUUUUAGAGUUCGCUAAGUAUGACGCAAAAACAUACAUAUCGCUGAGUCACGAGUUACUACUUGCAGAUUUAGAGUAUUUUAUGAGUACAUGAGAUGCCACCACUAAAUGUUUGACAGAACCGAUUCUUAUAAAUUUAUUAAUACACUAAUAUAUAGUAUUUAUUUGUUAUAAAUAUGCGAUCCUUAGGGAAGAUCCAAAAAAAAAUCCAAACAAAAAUUUAUUGUAAUAGUAUUUACUAUUACGUUCCAUUCUACGCUAAGGGUACAGACAUGUUUCUAACAUUGUAAAUUAAACAGUAUAAGCCUUCCCCCCCCCAUAUUGUAAUAAAUCAAUAUUAGUUAACUUGAGCAAGGAGUCGAUAGAGAACUUAAAACUGUAUGAAUAUAAUAGCGGAAUGUGCUCUCUAGUUUGUAGAUAGUGGUGCAUAAUCUGAUGUACUGCCCUAUUGUACGAUGUGGAUACACAAUACGUUGCUAUGGUAACAUACUACGUUUUAUACACAAUAAUAUAGCAAUAGAAACUCGAUUAUUUCUGUAUUUUGCGACAGAGCCAAAGCUUUCAUAUGUUCAACUGUUGUGGCUACAAAUAUGUAUGCUUUGGAACAAUUAUUUUACCUGUGUUGAUUCGUACAUCAUAAUUAUCAUGUAUAAUUAAUAAUUGUAUUAUAAAUGAAGCAAUAUACUCGUUCCUAAAUAAUCAUGCGUAGGCUAAGAAAUCUAAUGUAGAUACGAAAUAUUUUAAAUUUAUAUCAUCGCUACAAUAUCGCGUUUUAACAGCGCAUUAAAACUAAAUCAAUCAAUGUCAAUAAGUUAUUACUUUUUCUGUCAAAUUCUUUAUUUUAAUGAAAGAAUUAGUGCUGGAGACAAAGUAAUCGAACUGAUUUAGUUUUUAGGUGUGACGCUAGUAAUAUUUCUGCGCAUCUCUUGCCGAACAGUGAACACGAUUACUUCGAAUCUGUCCCUUAAGUUAAAGGAACAAAUAACCCUUUCGCAUCCCAAAAUACAGUGCCACCAACUUCUAAUGACAUCGAAACUGUCGCGUUAGUGUUGCCGAAUAAUUUUGGGAAAUUCGUCAGUUAAAAAAAAAUUAUUCGGUGAAUUAACUUGAAGAUAUUCAUCCAAGCGGGAUAUUAUUUAAAUAUAAACUUAUCAUUUGCCUAAAGAUUUAUAUUAUAGAUUAUUAGUAUACAUAGAUAAAGUGACAUUUGACAAUUUACAAAAAGGUUUGUCAAUGUCAACUGUCAAGUUUUCGAAUUGAAUUGGUGGCACUGUAACCGAUUUAUACUAACCACCGAAAUGAUAUUCAUAUUAGAUGUAAGUGACAUACCAAAUGUAGUAAUAGUUAUGUAAAAAACACGAAUUAUCAAAUAUAUAAUGCUCAAAUUAGGUACUUAUUUUGCACAACUUAGCACUACGAUAUAAACGCUUAAUGUGCCUAUCGAAAUGCAAUUAAUGCCAAAUUUAUAUUUACUGUUGUAAUGUCUUUGUUACACUAGAUUUUUUUAAAUACCAUCAACUAUUAGACGGAAAAUAUAAUAUAUACAGUAUUAGUUUAAAGAAGACUUACGCAACUGAUGCAACAGUGAAUAUAAAUUUGGUAGUCUGUUUAAUUUUUUGACAAUUCGUGUUUAGCUUUUUGACAUAGAGAAAAGAUGUGGUGCCUUAUAUGAAAAUAUUGUCCGCCCUGAUGUUGUAUUAUCUAUUGUUGUGCCAUUCUUUUUAUUUAUUGACUCCGCUUCGUUAUUUAAAUUAUUAUACUUUAUAAAAUUUGCCACGUUUGCUAAUGUAAUACUCACUAUUGAUUUGUUUGCUUUAAUAAAUGAUAA